Molecule: messenger RNA, 816 nt
Organism: Psammomys obesus (fat sand rat)
Lineage: Eukaryota; Metazoa; Chordata; Mammalia; Rodentia; Muridae
Gene: Aqp2
Product: aquaporin 2
Exons: 4
Coding region: 1-816 (271 amino acids)
Biological process (GO): transmembrane transport
Cellular component (GO): apical plasma membrane; plasma membrane
Molecular function (GO): water channel activity
Source: RefSeq, a predicted model, not a curated record
AUGUGGGAGCUCCGAUCCAUCGCCUUCUCCAGAGCCGUGCUGGCUGAGUUCCUGGCCACUCUUCUCUUCGUCUUCUUCGGCCUUGGUUCGGCCCUCCAGUGGGCCAGCUCCCCACCCUCCGUGCUCCAGAUUGCCGUGGCCUUCGGCCUGGGCAUUGGCACGCUGGUCCAGACCCUGGGCCAUGUCAGCGGGGCCCACAUCAACCCUGCCGUGACCGUGGCCUGCCUGGUGGGCUGCCACGUCUCCUUCCUUCGAGCUGCCUUCUAUGUGGCUGCCCAGCUGCUGGGGGCUGUGGCCGGGGCCGCCAUACUGCAUGAGAUUACUCCAGUAGAAAUCCGAGGGGACCUGGCUGUCAAUGCUCUCCACAACAACGCGACGGCGGGCCAGGCCGUGACUGUGGAGCUCUUCCUGACCCUGCAGCUGGUUCUCUGCAUCUUCGCCUCCACCGACGACCGCCGCAGCGACAACCUGGGCAGCCCCGCCCUCUCCAUCGGCUUCUCUGUCACCCUGGGCCACCUCCUGGGGAUCUACUUCACCGGCUGCUCCAUGAAUCCAGCCCGCUCCCUGGCCCCAGCAGUCGUCACCGGCAAGUUCGAUGAUCACUGGGUCUUCUGGAUCGGACCCCUGGUGGGCGCCAUCAUCGCCUCCCUCCUCUACAACUACCUGCUGUUCCCCUCGGCCAAGAGCCUGCAGGAGCGCCUGGCGGUGCUCAAGGGCCUGGAGCCGGACACCGACUGGGAGGAGCGCGAGGUGCGGCGGCGGCAGUCGGUGGAGCUGCACUCCCCGCAGAGCCUGCCGCGCGGGAGCAAGGCCUGA